Molecule: messenger RNA, 1864 nt
Organism: Balaenoptera ricei (Rice's whale)
Lineage: Eukaryota; Metazoa; Chordata; Mammalia; Artiodactyla; Balaenopteridae
Gene: PIP5KL1
Product: phosphatidylinositol-4-phosphate 5-kinase like 1
Exons: 11
Coding region: 17-1207 (396 amino acids)
Biological process (GO): phosphatidylinositol metabolic process
Molecular function (GO): phosphatidylinositol kinase activity
Source: RefSeq, a predicted model, not a curated record
AGCUGCUGCGGGGGCGAUGGCCGCGCCGAGCCCGGGGCCCCGCGAGGUCCUGGCCCCCUCCCCAGAGGCUGGACACAGAGCUGCCACCUCGAGCUCUGGCCGCCGUGGCCUCCUCUGGCGUCUACGAGACAAGCAGUCUCGCUUAGGCCUGUUUGAGAUUGGCCCAGGGCAUGAGCUGCACCAGCUGACGUGUAUGAUGCAGGCAGGGCUGUGGGCUGCCACUCAAGUGUCCAUGGACCACCCGCCCACGGGGCUGCCCACGGAGGAGGAUUUCUCUGAGGUCCUGACCCAGGUUCACGAGGGCUUCGAGCUGGGCACCCUGGCUGGCCCCGCCUUCGCCCGACUGCGGCGCUCCCUAGGGCUGGCAGAGGAGGACUAUCAGGCUGUGCUGGGUCCCGGCGGCCCCUACCUGCAGUUCCUCAGCACCUCCAAGAGCAAGGCCAGCUUCUUCCUGUCCCACGACCAGCGCUUCUUCCUGAAGACCCUGCGGCGCCGGGAGGUGCGGGCGCUGCUCGCCCACCUGCCCCGCUACGUGCAGCACCUGCAGCGGCACCCACACUCGCUGCUUGCGCGGUUGCUGGGAGUGCACAGUCUGCGGGUGGCCCGGGGAAAGAAGAAAUACUUCAUCAUCAUGCAGAGCGUCUUCUAUCCCACCGGCCGCAUCUCCGAGAGGUAUGACAUCAAGGGCUGCGAGGUGAGCCGCUGGGUGGAGCCCGCCCCUGAGGGCAGCCCCCUCGUCCUGGUGCUGAAAGACCUCAACUUUCAGGGCAAGACCAUCAACCUGGGGCCCCAGCGGAGCUGGCUCCUCCGCCAGAUGGAACUGGACACCGCCUUCCUCCGGGAGCUCAACGUGCUGGAUUACAGCCUCCUGAUGGCCUUUCAGCGUCUCCAUGAGGAUGAGCGGGGCCCAGGCAGUAGCCUCAUCUUCCGCACAGCCAGGUCUAUGCGAGGGGUACAGAGCCUGGAGGAGCCAGAAGCCCAGAACCGCCGGCUGCUGCCCGACGCCCCCAACGCCCUACACAUCCUGGACGGGCCAGAGCAACGCUAUUUCCUGGGCCUCGUGGACCUCGCCACAGUCUACGGGCUCCGCAAGCGGCUGGAGCACCUGUGGAAGACGCUGCGCUAUCCAGGCCGGACCUUCUCCACCGUCAGCCCAACUCGCUACGCCCGUCGCCUCUGCCAAUGGGUGGAGGCGCACACCGAGUGACCGGCGCCCAGCCGCGCUCUCCCCACCUGGACAAUGGUCGCCCGCUGGGGACGCGGGUUCCAGCCUGGCCCGGGCAGCGGGUCGGGCUCUCCUCGCCUGUUGUUCCUCCACUUGGCCUCCAGAGGGCAGCACCCCCUAAUUAAUAUUAUGAACUCAUUUUGCUGGGGAUGCUGUGCCUGGCAUUGUUAUCAGGGACUCCCCUACGUUAGCUCAUUUAGUCCUCAAAAAAAAAAAAAAUGCUAUUAUUCUUUUUUUUUUUUACAGACCAUGAAAUGAAGGCUCAGGGGGUGAAGGGACUGAGCAAGAUCAUUCAGCAAUAAAUGCUGGAACCAGGACUCAACUAUGCCUUUUGGACUCAGGAGCCUGUAUUCUUACUCACCAGCUCCCGCAGCCCUGUCCUCACUGGGGAAAGGGGGAGGCUGAAGCCACCAAGCCCAGCCCCCUUGUCGUCCAGAUGGGGAAACUGAGGCCCAAAGACUUUAAGGGGCUUAUGCACGGGAAACUCCAACUCUGCCUUUGACCCCAGUCCAAUCCGACCAUGCCCAAGUGGCCCUUUCCUCUAGAGCUUCUCUGGGGCCUGGCUGAGUGAUCAGGACAAGGUGCUAAACCUCUCUGUGCCUCAGUGGUCUAAUCGUUAAAAUGGAAACAUUUAACUCA